UGGGGAAUACACUGCGAGGACAGAUACCUGGAACGAAGGAGCACUUCGCUACAGAUGCUAGGCGUCAUGAUCGGAUCUCUGACAUCUGGACAGAUUAGUUCAUCGUUUGGACGGAAGAAGCCGCUGGUAAUCUGUCUAGCUAUGACUGGUAUACUAAGUUUGGCGACGUACUUCGUUACGGAUCUUCUUCAGUUCACUGCUAUUCGCUUUGUGUUGGGACUUUUCACAGGAGGUCACUCAACGUUAGUCGCUUGA
Cylicostephanus goldi is the source of this 255-nucleotide messenger RNA. The record is from the annotation of a GenBank genome assembly. NCBI's taxonomy places the organism in Eukaryota, Metazoa, Nematoda, Chromadorea, Rhabditida, Strongylidae.